Molecule: messenger RNA, 717 nt
Organism: Fraxinus pennsylvanica
Lineage: Eukaryota; Viridiplantae; Streptophyta; Magnoliopsida; Lamiales; Oleaceae
Source: the annotation of a GenBank genome assembly
AUGUUAACGGAUUAUUUGUAUGUUGAGGAAGAAUACAUGGACGAGAUUAAGGAAGAAAACAUGGACGAGAUUAAGGAUCUUUUGUUUCAACUCCUUCUUAUGUUGGAAGAGAUUAAGGAAGAAAACAAUGUUAACGAAGUUCUGUGCUCCGUGAUAUUGUGCAAUAAAAAUUACCUACAAGCACAAGGAAUAUUACAAAAUUCAUCUGUAAGUUCUGGUUUAGUCUCAUUUUGGUUAAGGCUUUGUGGAACAUUUUCUAAGGGCUCUGUGUUCUGGGAUUCAGUCCCUGGAAUAUUACAAAAUUCAUCUGUAAGUUCUGGUUCAGUCUCAUUUUGGUUAAGGCUUUGUGGAACAUUUCUAAGGGCUCUGUGUUCUGGGAUUCAGUCCCUGCAUGAUCCCAAAAAGGAGCUUGGAAAUGUUUUGGAUCCGGGGGAUUCAGUUGUAGUUGCGAAAGCGUUCUCUCACAUGCUUAACUUGGCCAACUUGGCUGUGGAGGUUCAGAUCGCUUACCUCCAGCAGAACAAAAAGAAAAAGAGCGAUUGCAUUGAUGAAAACUCUAUUACUACUGAAUCAGACAUCGAAGAGAUUAUCAAGAGACUUGUGGUUGAUUUAAAGAUGUCCCCACAAGAAGUUUUUAAUGCAUUGAAGAAUCAAACUGAGGAUUUGGUGUUUACUGCUCAUCCAACUCAAUUCGUUCAAAGAUCAUUACUUCAUUAG